CCCAUGGCGACCGGCAGGAGCAGCCUCCAACCAGCAGAGGGCGAAAUUUCAGUGAAAGCUGAGGCAGAGCACAGAGGUGAAGAGGAUGAGCUCAGAUGGAGAGGGAUCAACAGGAACCAUGCUGAAUCAUACAAACCUUUCACAUCAACGAGCUGGAAACCAGAGCAGCACAGUGUGAACCGGGCUGGAGAGAGGAGAUCUCAAACUGUUGAAGGACUGGACCACAGAUCCUGCCUCCCUCCUCAGACUCUUCCUCUGAAAAACUCUUCUUCAUCAUCCAGCGGAGACCUGAACCCCAGCAGACAUGUCCUACACCCACCGGUCCCCUGUCGUCCUCAGCCCAUCAAAAGCAGCCCUGUCUCCCUCCCCUGGCCUCUGUCUGAGUCCACAGACUGGGUCUCUGCUCCUGGAUCCAGCCUGGUGAUACCACCUUCUCCAAAGUCCCAUCCUCUACGUUUCCCUAGCAUAAUUCAGACUGGCCAACAAGGCAGGAAGCCGGUCUUUGGGUCCAUGUGGUACAAACAAGGUGCUGUAAAACCUGCGACUAAAGAACCGACGGUGCUGUUCAGACUGAGGAGUCUGACGGAUCACGCAGAGAGUCCCACCAAACCCCAGGAGAGGAAAGACAUCCAGACACAGAGAACAGAGAGGGGGUCUGCAGACGGGCACAGAGAGGCGUGUGACGGGCCUCUGGACCUGUCCAAAUCCAUCCAGACCACCACAGAUUAUUCACCUUUGACCUCACGAGGGGGAGAGAGAAUCCACAGCAGCCCGGACGGGGAGGUGAAUCUAUCAGCACAGAGACCAGAAACAUCACCCGCCCCCUCUUCCUCCCCCUCCUCUUCAUCACCAGCCAAGCUACAUGAAAAAGAGCCCUCCCCUGACCACAACCACACGCAGGAAGUCUCCAAGCAGAGAGGCCAGCUGAACGGAUGCACAGAGCAGAACAACACCAAGAAGGUUCCUGUCCUCACUUUAUCUCUACGCCCAGUAGUAGUGCUGGAGAAUCUGAAUUCCGCUCUGCAAAAACAAGACUCACCGUCAAACAGCAAGUCAUCCUCACCUGCAGCUGAGACAGGAAGCAGCUCUGACGGGCAGGAAGAGGAGGGGAGUGUGUCGGGUACAGAGAGCAACCGGAGCUGUAAGAGGAAGAGGAUGGAAACGGACAGAGACUCAGAGACGGACAACGUCCAGCCUGAGAGGAAGAUCCAGCUCACCGUGAGGUCUGAGGAAAAGAGUCCCAGAUAACAUCACUUAAAGCUGAUCUAACUGAAUGUGACCACACGGGGGCAGCAGAGACAAGUUAUGAACAUGUCAUCAUCGUGUCAAAUCAGCCAAGAGGAGCUGUUACAUGUCCAGAAAACACUCUGUUUGUUUCUGCUCAAAGCUAUGAACUUAUGAGGACUGAAAAUAACUCUCUCUCUCCAGCUCUGAUUAUCCUUCUGUCUCUUCAGCUGCCAACACUCCUCUUUACUCACACUGUCUCUGCUGAGACACCCUCACGUAAAGACUGAAAUCAAACGAUUAUUUAGUGGAUGAAAAGGUUAGUGUGUCUGUGGGGUAACAGUCUGGGAAUCUUGGUGAUGGGAAUUAUCUGCAGGUUUCUACUUCACAUUCAUUUAGUCAUGUGAUCUACAGGUGAUCAGAGCAACGUUAAGUUUAAAUAUAAAGAGACAGCAGAGACUUUGAAGAACUCACCUCUGUUUACAGAUUCCACAAAGUAAAAUUUUACCUGUACUGUGGGUCUAAUCUGAGAAGUGCCUGCCAAUCAGGUGUCA
This is a messenger RNA of Notolabrus celidotus (New Zealand spotty), 1778 nucleotides long. RefSeq names its product retinoblastoma binding protein 8-like (gene rbbp8nl). Lineage: Eukaryota; Metazoa; Chordata; Actinopteri; Labriformes; Labridae. The coding region runs from base 4 to 1248 and encodes 414 amino acids. The transcript has 8 exons. The record is from RefSeq and is a predicted model, not a curated record.